CAGAGAGAAACUCCGGGGGAUAGAUCGAAUGUCUAAUAAUGAAGUACAGUCGCGCAAGGGGGUCGUGGAGACUUCUCCCCCCCAGCAGGUUCAGCCUACAGAGAAGCCGCUGGAGCAAACACCUAGAGACAAGUCUGUCGUGAAGCGCCCACUCGCACCGUCUUUUGAGAACUCGGAGGCCUGCAACAAGAAGAUGAGAGCCGAGGAAGUACACCACUUGUUUGCGCAGCUCAAGUCCGACGACAUGGAACCUUUCAAGGGGGGAAUGGGUGCCUUCUGUGAGAUUAUAAACGAGUUUGUCAAAAUGGGCAAGAAGAAUGCAGAGCUUGAGGCCGCGAAGGAGGAGCUUGCGGCAGCUAAUUAAGGUGGUAGCCGAAAGUGCAGUGAAGAAAGCUAAAGAGUGGGAGAAUAGGGCAGAAAAGGCGGAGAAGGAAAUGAUGAGGAAGAAAGCCGAGCUUAAUCGGGAUGCUGAGGCCGCGAAGAAGGAGCUUGCGGCAGCGAACGGGACAUACGAGAAGGCACUGAAGAUAGCUAAAGACUCAGACAAUAGGGUAGAAAUGGCAGAGAAGGCCGUGGAGCAUUGGAAGAAAUCUUGGGAGAAGGCAGAGAAAGCCUUGAUUGCUGCAAUGGCUUCCUUCUGUGAGAUUAUGAACAGCUGUAUCAAAAUGGACAGCACGAAUGCAGCGCUUAAUUGGGAAGUUGAGGCCGCGAAGAAGGUGAUUACGGCAGCGAAGAGGACAUACGAGAGGGCACUGAAGAUAGCUAAACACUGGGAGAAUAGGGCAGAAAUGGCAGAGAAGGAUGUGGAGAAUGGGAAGAAAGCUUUCAAAAACUCAUGGAAGAAGGCUGAAGACUCGAGCAAGAGGGCUAAGAGGCAUAGAAAGCCUUGAAUGCUGGGAGGGUAGCUUUGAAAAACUACAGCACAACUGCACAAGUACGAUAGCCAGAGGCACGAAGUGAGAUAGAUGGGCCGGGGAUGGAGGUUUUAUCAGCUUAGCUUCGUUCUUGAAUUUUGA
Molecule: messenger RNA, 1016 nt
Organism: Ipomoea nil (Japanese morning glory)
Lineage: Eukaryota; Viridiplantae; Streptophyta; Magnoliopsida; Solanales; Convolvulaceae
Exons: 3
Coding region: 318-890 (190 amino acids)
Source: RefSeq, a predicted model, not a curated record